UCUUUAGGGGGAAAGGAACAAUGGCUUUGAUGUCCUCUAUCACAACAUGAAACAUGGACAUCUGUCAACAAAAGACUUAGCAGACUUUAUAAGAGAAAGGGCUACAAUAGAAGAGGCAUAUUCAAGGUCAAUGACAAAACUAGCCAAAUCAGCAAGCAAUUACACACAACUUGGGACAUUUGCACCAGUUUGGGAUGUUUUCAAAACCUCAACAGAAAAACUAGCAAGCUGUCACUUGGAUCUUGUGCGGAGAUUACAAGAGCUAAUAAAAGAAGUUCACAAAUACGGAGAUGAACAAAUCAAAGCUUAUAAAAAGACUAAAGAAGACGUUUCAGGAACAUUGGAAGCAGUGCAAAAUAUUCAAAGUAUCACUCAGGCCUUACAGAAAUCAAAGGAAAACUACAAUGCCAAGUGUGUUGAACAUGAACGUUUGAAAAAGGAAGGAGCAACACAGAGAGAAGUUGAUAAGGCAGCAGUUAAAUCAAAAAAAGCUACAGAUACCUAUAAACUGUAUGUGGAGAAAUACGCUGCAUUUAAAUCUGAUUUUGAACAAAAAAUGACAGAAACUGCACAGAAAUUUCAAGACAUUGAAGAAACACAUCUUCUUCGUAUGAAAGAGAUUAUAGAAUCAUUGUCAAACACCAUAAAAGAAGUUCAUUUACAAAUAGGAGAGGUGCAUGAAGAAUUUAUCAUUAACAUGACAAAUACUACAGUUGAGAGUUUAAUACAGAAAUUUGCUGAGUCAAAAGGAACUGGCAAGGAAAGACCUG
Molecule: messenger RNA, 770 nt
Organism: Nestor notabilis (Kea)
Lineage: Eukaryota; Metazoa; Chordata; Aves; Psittaciformes; Psittacidae
Product: FCH domain only protein 2-like
Exons: 7
Biological process (GO): clathrin coat assembly; synaptic vesicle endocytosis; clathrin-dependent endocytosis
Cellular component (GO): plasma membrane; clathrin-coated pit; clathrin-coated vesicle
Source: RefSeq, a predicted model, not a curated record